Drosophila montana is the source of this 1301-nucleotide messenger RNA. RefSeq names its product eukaryotic translation initiation factor 3 subunit j (gene eIF3j). The record is from RefSeq and is a predicted model, not a curated record. Gene Ontology annotation, molecular function: translation initiation factor activity. Gene Ontology annotation, cellular component: cytoplasm; eukaryotic translation initiation factor 3 complex. NCBI's taxonomy places the organism in Eukaryota, Metazoa, Arthropoda, Insecta, Diptera, Drosophilidae. The coding region runs from base 144 to 854 and encodes 236 amino acids. The transcript is spliced from 6 exons.
CGGAUGUUCAUUCAUCACUAGUUUCGAUGAAUUUUUUAUAUAGACAACCACACGGAAUUGUUGCUUAAAUUUGCUUUAAAUUAACACAAAUUGCUACGUCUAAGCACAAUACAUAAAGGCAAAACACAAAUAUUUUUAUUAAAAUGGCCGACGACUGGGAAUCCGCCGCCGAAAGUGAAAUUGUCAUACGUCCGAAUGCAGCCAACAAUAUAAACAAAUGGGAGGGCGAGGACGACGACGAGGAUGUUAAGGAAAGCUGGGAGGAUGAGGAGGAGAAGAAAGAUGAGGAGAAGCCCACGAAAACAGAAGCGCCAGUUAAAACUAAACCCAACAAGGCGCUGAAAGCGAAAUUGGAGGAACAAGAGCGCCUAAUCGAGGAGGAGGAACAGAAACGUCUGGCCAACCUGACAGCCGAGGAGAAAUUAGCGGAAAAGCUGCGUUUGCAAAAAAUUCAAGAGGAAUCCGAUCUAAAGAGUGCCCUAGACACAUUCGGUGUGACGAGUAUAGGCGAAGGUCUCGACGCCUUCAAUCCGGAGAGUAAAGAGGAGUUCAAGGAAUUCGGUGCCACACUUAGCUGGAAGGUAGCACAGUACAGGGAAUCCAUACAUUUUCCAGAAUUCAUAGAGGAUCUGGUGCGCACUUUAUGCGUAAACUUGAGCGCCGCUGACAUUAAGAAGGUCAAAAUGAGCGUGGAGAGCUUACACUCGGAAAAACAGAAAAUGGAAAAAGCAAAUGCCAAGAAGUCAGCUGCCAAGGCCAAGGGAAAAGUUUCGUUGCGUAAAGAAAGCGAUGAUAUUGAUGACUAUCAAAAGUAUGGAAAUGAUUUUACCGAUGAUUACGAUGACUUCAUGUGAAUAAUAGGAUCAAUAGAUAAACGCAUAUAACUAAUUAUUGAAUAUAUAUAUAUAUAUAGUUGCUUGUUGAUGUCGAAGAGAGUUCUUCUUGUUAAAGAAAAUUGCGCUGGAAUUUAAAUCCUUUUUUGUUGAUUUUGAGAAUGCUGUUCGAAGGCGCCAUAUUAAUAUACAUAUAUGUACAUUUAACUAUAAGCAUAUAUAUAUAUUUGUAUGACAGCACAGACACACCAUUAUACAUACAGACAUAAAUGCAUGUAAAAAUUAUAUAUAUACAUAUAUAUUUAAUAGAAUAACUAAAGUCAAGUCAAGCAAGCAAUCAAGAAACCUCAACGAACAUUUUUCAGAUUAUAAAAAAAAAACACAAUAAAUUAGGUACAUGAAUGGCUUCUUGUAAAUUCACUUUUGUAUAAUAUUAUAAAGCGAUAUUAAAUUGUAAAACAAGCUCAA